AUGGAGCUCGUGACCCUGAUCCCACAUCGAUUGAGCUACGGCCCUGCUGGGAGUGCCGCCAGCGAUCAGGCUCGCCUGGCGUUCGACGACAUCACAGCGCCCGAGUUCAGGCAAGGCUUGUAUGAGGUUUGCCACUACCCCAGGAGUGCCCUCCGUGGCUGCGUUGGCCCGCUGGCAAUUGACCAGACGCUGUGGUUCAGCCACGAACUCAACGAGCGGCUGAAUGAUGAGGGCAAGCUCAUCGUCGUCGAGUACAGGAACGAGGAUCGCCAGAACGUUGCCGUGGUUGUUGGCGCCUACCUCAUGCUCGGCCUCGGCUGGUCCGCGAGAGAGGUGUGCGGCACUCUGCCCAAAGACGCUGGCCUGACCUUUCCGUGCUCUUGGAUCGAACCAGGGGACCUGAGGACUGCUCGUGGGAAACCCCUCAUGACGGUCCAGGAUUGCUGGGAGGGCGUGCAAAUGGCCAGGGACCUCGGGUGGCUGCGAAAAGAAACGGUCAACGAUGGCAUCAUGGCCUCCCUCGCGGCCAGCCAGUUCUGGAAGACCAACUGCGAGUACGACGCGGCAUGGCUGGUGCCGGGUGCUGUCGUCGUCAUGGCAGAUCCAAUGACGACCAUCAAGGACCCGAACCCGAAAACGUGCCCCGCUUUUGGAGAUGGCAAACUGCAGGGCUCCGACGACAAUUGGGAAACGGGCUCCCUCGACGAUCUCCGGCGGCAGUCCGUAUGCGACUCUUCGCCCUCCAGACCCUCCAGCCCGAACGUCGCCUUCCAUGAGAAGGUCUCUGAUUUCGUUCCAGGGACAACCCCCAGCACCACGGAUGGGCGGGACUCCGACGAGUUCCAGAAGGGCCAGCGGGAUUCUGCAUCGGUUCUCACCGUGUGCAAGGUCUACGGCUCGGGGGACGCGCUCGCCAGGGGCUGCGACCUGUGGCCAGGCGCCAGGCCCUUUGUGGACUUCCUGCUGGAGGAGGGCAUCAAGAUCGUGGUGCGCGUCAACAUGUCGGACGAGCCUGGCAGCUACGACGCGGGGCUGCUAGCCGACGUCGGGAUCCAGCACGCGGACGUUCCCGUCAGCGACUCCAAGCACCCGAGCAACAAGGGUGGUGUCCCCCCCCCCGCCGCCAUCAAGCGCUUCUUCACUCUGACCAGGCACAUGGCCGCCGAGGACGGCGGCGCUGUCCUCGUCCACUGCAAGGGCGGCUUCGGCAGGAGCGUGUUUCUGGCAUGCCUCUUCGUCAUUCACAAGUAUAACGUCUCAGGCCGCGGUCUUCUUGGCUGGGCGCGCAUUGCCCGUCCAGGAGCCCUCACGACCCCAGAGCAGGAGUCCGUCCUGCGUUCUUUGUCUGGCCGGGUGGACCUGUGCAGGAGGUAUGGCAUCCCCUGCGAAGGCCCAGCUGACACGCCAGCGGCGAAGGGCUGCUGCACGGUAAGUUGA
Messenger RNA from Prorocentrum cordatum, 1437 nucleotides. NCBI's taxonomy places the organism in Eukaryota, Dinophyceae, Prorocentrales, Prorocentraceae. The record is from the annotation of a GenBank genome assembly.